CACACCGUGACUCAAGAAUCAACGCUUUCCUAAAACUAUCUUCUUGAUCGCUUCAACAAGACGUUCAAACAGGCUUCGACGCCUGUCUGCGACACCAUAAUCAUCAUUCAAUGAACAAUGCUUCCACCCAAUUCGUGUUCGGUACUCAAAGAAUAGUUGAAACCGCAGAUGAACUAGCGAAUCUUAUAGACGGACCGCCUAUCAAGGCAGGCAGGAAGCCUGAGGUACCCCGGUUUCAAUCUCGGAAUGAGCAGUCGCCCUAUGUAUCAGUGUUUGAAGAUAUUGCGAACCAGAUUUACGACUUUGAAUCAAAUCUUUUGAGCAAAGAGGAGGAGAACGCGCUCGUUGCUUUCCGAAGACUCGAAUACCCUUCAAGGUAUAUUCUUAUUCGACUUGGAUGUCGAAAACCCGGAUGGCAUACCCGGAGAUCUCUGAGCAAAUAUGUGUCAGAGGUUGGCGAAUGUGGCAUCAACAUUGCCGUUAAGGAACUGUGUAUGCCUGUGUCGGAAAUAAUCAAACAUAGCGACGGAGUGAGUGUGAAAGAGGAAGUGAAGGUGGAAGUGAAGAUGGAAGUGAAGGCGGAAAUGAAGACAGAAGUGGAUAUUCAAGGGGUAAAGGUGGAGCGUGAAGUAAUUGACUUGACAGAGGACUUGGAUGAUGAACCCAAGACUUGUCCCAGCUUGCACAUCCCUUCCUCGUCGCCGUCAGAACUCCGAAGUCUUUCAUAUCUCUGCGAAGACGAGGCUCACAUGACCCUCGAUGAAGCCCUUGCUAGGCUCUCAGUCGACGAAGUAAAAAGUCUAGUCAAGGACUGCAAAGUGAAGGCAAGAUUGAGCACGAAGGAUGGAUUGAUCCAAGCUCUGAAAAGGCAUGCUCACUCCCAAGGCAAUCUAUCCACAAUGAUGCGACCUCAUGCCAAGCAACGUUCACCUCGUCAAACACAGCUGAGUUUCUGUCCAGGUGCUUCGUCCUCGAUCACCCAGGAAGCGAGAUUACAGCACAUGGCGGUGCAGAAACUUGGAUCGUGUCUUCGAGUGAAUCCCGAAUUCCACAAUCUGCUUCAACGGCUUGACAUAAUCUUUUACCGCAGUACUUCGAUUCCCGAAACGGUCUUCCUCAAUUCCUUCCUCACAGUUUUUAAAAAACGUGUGUACCCUGCGGUCACUUCGGCACGCAGCACAAUCUGGCCCACACGGGAUGCAUACCUCGAUUACGAAGAAGGUCUCAAACUUCAAGCGAUCUUUGAUUCGAUUUUGGAGGAUACUAUCGUUAAACCUAAAGGAUCAAUUAUUCCCGUUGGUUCAAAUACUCAGUUCCGGAUGCCUACUUCUUCACAGACAAAGUUGGUCAAAGAGUCGAUCAAUGGCGCAGUCAAAAUGGAACAAGAUCGACAGGGGAACGAGGUUACGGUAAAACCGGAAUACGAUUUUGAGAUGGUAGAUCUGUCGACGAUCCUUGGUCCCGAAUUCCGGCUCGAAUUCGACGAAGACGAUCAGGACAGUCAGCCGAAGGCAAGCCUAGAAAAAUGUACGGCAGCGGCAAGGGUUGUUGCAAUCUACGACGCAGUUCUCAAAUCUAAGUGGGACUUCUGCAUUUCUGUUACAAAUGACAAGUUUGAAGAAAGCAGGGAACCAUCUUUACAGCGAUUCGAACAAGGCUAUGUCCUCGCUCGCCUUAUUUGGAAGGUGACGGAAGCCUAUGCUCUACUCCACAAAUACGAAAAAGAGCUCGAAGUCCUUCAAUCACUGUUGGCACAAAAGUUCUGGCGUCAAGCCAAACGAGGGAAGUGGUAUGAGAGGCGUGCACUGGUUCAAGAUCAUCACCUUCCGAAGUUGUAUAGGUCAAGGGCAGAGCGGAACGGAUGGAGCAAACAACAUCUGCUCGAUAAAACAUACAAUCUGUCAAUUGAGUUGAGAGAAGGCUUGUAUGAGGCCAUGGAGGAUACGGACACUCAUCGUGUAUAUCACAAGUCCCUAGUGAAACGCCUCACGAAAGUCGAAUCAAGAAUGAAGGUCUCUGUCGACGACCGACAUACCUAUGACGUCCAGCUGCAGGACGCAAAUGACAUUUGUGUCUUUGCGCAUAGGGCGCAAAAUGCCACAUGGACUGGCGAGAGAUCGGCACCAAGGUGGAAGGCCAGAGCAAAAGAGGGUAUCAUCACAAAUUGGCUGGUACGAGAUGGCUUCGCGUAUGCAUCUGAUGAGUCCGAGGAAGUUGAAGAGCCCGUUUUAAAGCCCCCCUCUGGAAAAUCCGUUUGGAAGACACUUGAUGGGUCGUCUACUUGCAAUGUUGAGACGCGCGCCCUUCAACAUUAUGCACAGGAGCAAUAUGGAGGAUUUCAAGGUUUUCAUUCAGAAACCUGCAUUCUCACCACUAUUUUUGGUCUACUGUUUUGGGAUAUUAUCUUCGCAGAUAUUCCUGGUGCCUUCGAAACUCCAUAUCAAAUUGCCCCUCUGGAUCUUGUAGAGGAUUCAUUCUAUUACGCUCGUAAGGAGUUGAUCAAAAGUCGAUUGAAGGAACUCAAGGACGGAGAUGCUCUCAAAAUCCUGGAUAGGCAUGAUAAACUUUACCGAGAAAGCAAGACAUGGUGUGUUGGUGUAAGAUGGGAUGUGUGCGGAAAGGACGAGUUAGCGGAAAUUGUUGAGUGCAUAGGUGGAGAAACUUUGGAGGUCAUUUGCGAACUUUUUUGCCAUGACUAUCCUGCUCGCGCAAGUGGUGUUCCCGAUCUCAUUUUAUGGAAACAUGAAGAACGCAAAUGCAAGUUCGUAGAGGUCAAAGGGCCGGGUGACAGAGCACGAGACAAUCAAACGCUCUGGUUCGAUACACUUCUUGGUGCAGGGUUGGAUGUUGACCUUUGCCGAGUGUUGGAGGAGAACACAAAGAAUGUCAACGCAGAAAAGGAGAAACGUGACCAACGUAUCGCAAGAGAAGAGAAGGCACGUAUAAAACAAGAAAAGACAGCAAAGGGGACGAAGCUAGAACAACGCAAAAGAAGAAAGGCCAAGAGAGAGGAAUUUUCGAGGACCUGAAAACGUGGAUAAACUCAACCCAUCCCCUCCUGUUACCAGAAUGAAGCGGCGUCGCUCCCUCGAGGAUGGUGAGGGCGAGAGAGACUCCGAGUCCCGUCCGUCCGUUCUAGCAACAUUACAAGACAAAAUCGCGUUUCCGGAAUGGUUUUCAGUGCCCAUCGUCGAUAUACCACAUGCGAAGAGGUUAAAGACUUGCGAAGGAGACUGAUAUUGACCCUAAUGAAUGUUGUAUUACUAUGAGCAUCCUUUAUUUAUCACUAACUUAAGCAUCUUGCAUCUUGUAAAGUUGGUGCACAUACGUCUGUAAACCUAGGCACCCGGUGCG
This is a messenger RNA of Lentinula edodes (shiitake mushroom), 3354 nucleotides long. RefSeq names its product VRR-NUC domain-containing protein. Gene Ontology annotation, biological process: interstrand cross-link repair. NCBI's taxonomy places the organism in Eukaryota, Fungi, Basidiomycota, Agaricomycetes, Agaricales, Omphalotaceae. The transcript is spliced from 13 exons. Gene Ontology annotation, molecular function: 5'-3' exonuclease activity; flap-structured DNA binding; 5'-flap endonuclease activity. The record is from RefSeq and is a predicted model, not a curated record. Gene Ontology annotation, cellular component: nucleus. The coding region runs from base 111 to 3029 and encodes 972 amino acids.